AUGGAUCUUCCGUAUUGCAAAGAGCGACUCAUUGCAGAACUAGCUGUCCAAAGAGCCGCCCUUCUUACGAAAAAGGUCCUGAGAGAAAUCGACAAAGGCACCAUAUCCAAGAGUGACAAAAGCCCGGUCACAAUUGCGGAUUUCGCUGCGCAAGCGCUGUUAAUUUGCGCCAUCCACCAUAACUUCCCGGAUGACAAGUUCGUUGGCGAAGAAGCUGCGGACACGUUGCGCGAGGAUGUCGAACUUCAAAAGAGAGUUUGGGAUUUAGUCUCCGCGAAAUAUCUUGAUUAUCGAGAGACAGAUGCGUUGCUGUCGACCCCGGUUUCGUCAGAGGAGAUGCUCAAUAUCAUUGACCUGGGCUGCGGGCCUGGUGGACGCACAGGACGUAUUUGGAUGCUGGACCCUGUGGACGGCACAGCUGCUUUCAUGCGUGGACAGCAAUAUGCGGUCAGUUUGGCUCUCGUGGAAGAUGGGCAGGAGGUGGUUGGCGUAGUGGGAUGUCCGAAUUUGAAUCUUGAAAAUGGCAAGAUUCACGAGGACCGAGUUGAUCGGGAGGGUUACGGUAUGAUGCUUUCUGCUGUUCGGGGGCAGGGAGCCUUUAUACGGCGGAUAUCGAGUGGUGGACUUGAGGCGGCGGGCAGAAUUGAGAGGCCGCUUGAUGGUGCGGAUGUGAAGGACCUGCACUGGGUCGAGGGAACUACUAGCAGGUCAAACGAUAUUGACAAGCAAUGGAAGCUAGCGAAAAGUCUUGGGAUUUCGUUCCCAGGGACGGAUCUAUAUUCAUCGCAAAUGAGAUAUAUUGCGCUUGCUGUUGGAGGCGGCGACAUAAACGUAACUAUCCCAAAGAAGAAGGAUAAGAUUUCUUGGGUCUGGGACCAUGCUGGUGGGCAUUUGAUUCUCAAAGAGUCCGGGGUUUUGGUGACAGAUUUGAAUGGAAAGGAGUUUGACUUUGGCGCGGGUCGCUAUCUGGGAGGGAAUUAUGGAAGGAUCGUGGCGCCUAUAAAGAUUCGGGAAGAGAUAAUGGCAACUGUGGUGCAGUUUCUAGCAGAAUGA
Lachnellula hyalina is the source of this 1053-nucleotide messenger RNA. RefSeq names its product 3'(2'),5'-bisphosphate nucleotidase. Gene Ontology annotation, molecular function: 3'(2'),5'-bisphosphate nucleotidase activity. The record is from RefSeq and is a predicted model, not a curated record. Gene Ontology annotation, biological process: sulfate assimilation. NCBI's taxonomy places the organism in Eukaryota, Fungi, Ascomycota, Leotiomycetes, Helotiales, Lachnaceae. The transcript has a single exon. The coding region runs from base 1 to 1053 and encodes 350 amino acids.